Molecule: messenger RNA, 1890 nt
Organism: Akanthomyces muscarius
Lineage: Eukaryota; Fungi; Ascomycota; Sordariomycetes; Hypocreales; Cordycipitaceae
Exons: 5
Coding region: 1-1890 (629 amino acids)
Biological process (GO): maturation of LSU-rRNA; rRNA base methylation
Cellular component (GO): nucleolus
Molecular function (GO): RNA binding; rRNA (cytosine-C5-)-methyltransferase activity
Source: RefSeq, a predicted model, not a curated record
AUGGGUCCAGGACGUCGCAUGAAGAGAAAACAGGGUGCGCCAGAGCCCCUAUCUGAAGAACAUUUUGCGCGCUUGAAAAGGAAAGCUGGUAUUCCUGUUGAUGAGGAUGAGCAGCCCACGAAAACUGCAGCGCCCAAGAGACGUCGCACGGCGAAGAAGGUUGCAGUUGCCAAGAAGAGCAAAAAGGCUCUGAUCGAAUCGGAUAGCGAAGACGAAUCGCCAGCGCAAGACGACCUCGACGGUGUAUUUGCAGAAAACUCGGACGCAAAACUCGGCGACGACUUCAUCGGAUCUGGUGACUCGGUCGUUGACUCUGACGAGGAGGUUACCAACAAGAGGGAGCGAUUCGUAUUCUCCGACGAUGAAGACGACAGCGACAAGGAAGAGGCCUUGACUGCUGCGAACAUUGAGGGUCUUUCGAAGAAGUUGGAUCUGCAACUGGAGAGGGAGCGCGCCGAGGCGGACGCUGAAGUCCAGGAGUCUGCACUGCAGACGAAUCUGGAUGGCGACAGACCAAAAGUUCUCGGCUCAUUGGAUGAAUCCAAUGAGGAACUUGAAAAUUCGAACUCACUUCUUGCUCCCGAUCUACAACUCCUGCGUCAGAGAAUAACGGAUAUCAUAAGAAUCCUUGGGGACUUCGGGAAGUUGGCAGAGGAAGGUCGCUCUCGCGCUGACUAUACCUCUCAACUUCUCGAUGAUAUCUGCGCAUAUUACAAUUAUUCUCCGUUCCUCGCCGAGAAGCUUUACAAUCUUUUUACCCCCCGAGAGGCAUUUGCUUUCUUCGAGGCCAACGAGGCUCCAAGACCAAUUGUUAUCAGAACGAACACUCUGCGCACUCAUCGCAGAGACCUAGCACAAGCUUUGAUCAAUCGAGGUGUGACUUUGGAGCCAGUUGGCAAGUGGAGUAAGGUCGGGUUGCAGAUUUUCGAAUCAUCCAUUCCUUUGGGAGCAACGCCAGAAUACCUGGCGGGUCACUAUAUCCUCCAGGCUGCCUCAUCCUUCCUUCCCGUCAUGGCACUUUCGCCACAACCUGGCGAGCGAGUCCUUGAUAUGGCCGCAGCCCCUGGUGGUAAAACAACGCACUGUGCCGCCAUGAUGAAGAAUACCGGUGUUAUCGUGGCCAACGAUCCCAACAAGGCUCGCGCAAAGGGUUUGAUUGGCAAUAUUCACCGAUUGGGUGCUAAAAAUGUCAUUGUCUGUUCCUAUGAUGCUAGGGAGUUCCCUCGCGUCAUGGGGGGGUUUGAUAGGGUUCUUCUGGAUGCCCCUUGCUCUGGCACUGGCGUCAUCGCUAAAGAUCCGUCUGUGAAGACAAACAAGACGGAGCGCGAUUUUAUGACUCUGCCUCAUACGCAAAAGCAACUCUUACUGUCUGCCAUCGAUUCGGUUAACCACGCAGGCACCGGUGGUUACGUAGUGUAUUCGACUUGCAGUGUCACAGUGGAGGAGAAUGAGCAGGUUGUGGCCUACGCACUAUCCCGAAGACCCAACGUUAGGCUCGUUGAUACUGAGCUGCCGUUCGGUAAGGAGGGCUUCACGAGUUACAUGGGCAAGACGUUCGACCCGAGCUUGAAGCUGACCCGCCGUUACUACCCUCAUACCUACAACGUCGAUGGGUUCUAUGUUGCCAAGUUUAAGAAAAUCGCGCCCACGCCGGCAAGUGUGUCCAGGGGCAAGGCCAGUGCUGACGGGCCCGUGCUACUUACGGAUAAGGCUCCCAUUGUCGAAGCAUCUGCAGACGCCGAUGGCGAAAGUCCAGAUGGCGAGUUUGGUGGCUUUGAUGAAGACGAAGACAAGGAAUACAUGGAGCGUGCAAAGAGGAGCGCAAUGAGGCGCAGGGGCCUCGAUCCUCGUUCCCUGGACCGCCCCCGGGGGGGUAAGAAGAGCGCGUGA